AUGAAACAAAAACGCGGCGUAUUACAAGAUAUCGAUAUGAAUAGUGGGUUGUCCAAUGGGUUUCAAUCUGGGUUGAGCCAAGAGAAUCUGUUGAAUGAAUUGGAACAUCAAAAGGCUUUGAACCGUCAAUUGGAGGAACAAUUGAAAUACACACAAUUACAACAAGAAGAAUUGAAAAAAGAAUUGGGCAGGUCUUCAUUCGACGUUCCCUUGAUCUCACCACCUUCCAACACGUAUUAUAAUGGAUCACCUUCACGUAGAAAUAAACUUGUACAUAAAUAUAUCACACCGUUGAUUAAUGAUUAUGAAAAUGGGGAGGCGAAUAUGCUGGGGAAUAAUAAAGGAUUGGACAUUUUCGAGACGAACACGGAACUAACUGCCGAUAUCGAAGCAGCAGCAGACGCAGAGGCAGACGCAGAUGCGUCUGCCUCUGCGUCUGCCUCUGCUGCUGCCUCCGCCUCCGCUAGUGUAUCUGCGUCUGCGUCUGCGUCUGCAUUUGCUUACCUGUUUAAUGAAUUCGAUACACUCCCCAGCUCCCCAAUGAAACUAGAGGAAAACAUCCCCUACACCCCUCGUAGUGAAGCCAUGACACCUCUCAUUUCACCAGAACGGUCGAAUUUCGAAUCGAAUUUCGAACCGAAUUUCGAACCAGCAAUGGGGCUUGGCCUUCACACGACUCAAGGCAAACAAUUCAUAUUGAAACCCCCACCAUUGGACUUGUUACCAACAAUCCCGGGCUCCAAAGAAAACACACCCUUCAAAACACCUUUCCCCUUCGACCUGUUUGAAACAAGCUUGGGCGAUCUCCAUACACCUUCCAAGAACGAUCAUAAUCCAAAUGACAAUGAACUUAUAAACGAUAACGAAUUAACAACAAACAAUGAACUUACAUACGAUUUCACCACCACAACACACAACGCAUCAGCAUCACACAAUGCAACACACAACCCACCAACAUUACGUCACCCUUCAACCACUACUGCAUCAGAUGAACCAGAAAGUCUUUUCAUCCUAUCUGGUACACCAUCGCCAGUCUUGAAAUCACAGGGUCCAACUCUCGAUCCAAACACUCUCGCCAGAAACAGACUACGCCGCCGUGCACCACCAAAUAGCCCCCGCCACUCCCACAUUCCCAAGCCCACACCCCACGUGACCGGCAUUCCCGGAACUGGAGGCAACAGUCCCUCACGUGCCUCUCGCAAACUUUCAACUUUGCCACAAGGAGCCAUCGAUCAAUACGUCCGUGAGAUCCCAGACAGAUUGUUUGAAUGCAUCUAUCCUGGAUGCCACAAGAUCUUCAAGAGACGGUACAAUAUCAGAUCGCAUAUCCAGACACAUCUAGAAGACAGACCGUAUGUAUGCGAUCAUGAAGGCUGUACAAAGGCGUUUGUAAGGAACCAUGAUCUUUUGCGUCACAAGAAGACGCAUGCAGAAAAAACUCAUGUUUGCCCUUGUGGGAAGCGGUUCAAUAGAGAAGAUGCCUUGAUAGUGCACCGUAGUAGAAUGAUCUGUGAUGGUGGUAAAAGAUAUGCCAAUGUGGUGAUAAAGAGGUCUCCGAGAAGAAGAGGACGACCAAGAAAGACUCCGGGAUUGGGGACGACGAGCCCUGUGAAACAGUUGCAACUACCUUUGCAAGAGCAAGACCAGCCGCAUAUGACUCGGGACAGACGUGAUCAAGAGCGUCCGGGGUUUGUGGUGUUUAAGCUUGCCCAGGAAUAG
Molecule: messenger RNA, 1719 nt
Organism: Henningerozyma blattae CBS 6284
Lineage: Eukaryota; Fungi; Ascomycota; Saccharomycetes; Saccharomycetales; Saccharomycetaceae
Gene: SWI5
Product: DNA-binding transcription factor SWI5
Exons: 1
Coding region: 1-1719 (572 amino acids)
Biological process (GO): regulation of transcription by RNA polymerase II
Cellular component (GO): nucleus
Molecular function (GO): DNA-binding transcription factor activity, RNA polymerase II-specific; RNA polymerase II cis-regulatory region sequence-specific DNA binding
Source: RefSeq, a predicted model, not a curated record